GGGUCAAGAUGGCCGACCUGGAGGCGGUUCUGGCCGACGUGAGUUACCUGAUGGCCAUGGAGAAGAGCAAGAGCUCACCUGCCGCCCGCGCCAGCAAGAAGAUCGUCCUGCCCGAGCCCAGUAUCCGCAGCGUAAUGCAAAAAUAUCUGGAGGAAAGAGGAGAAUUAACUUUUGACAAGAUCUUCAAUCAGAAGAUUGGUUUUCUGCUGUUCAAAGACUUUUGCCUGAAUGACGUGGAAGAAGGGGUCCCACAGCUGAAGUUUUAUGAAGAGAUCAAAGAGUACGAGAAGCUGGACUCCGAAGAGGAUCGUGUCCGCCGGAGCCGGCAGAUCUACGACACCUUCGUCAUGAAGGAGCUGCUGUCUUGCUCACAUCCCUUCUCGAAGCAAACCGUUGAUCACGUGCAGUCCCACCUUGCCAAGAAGCAAGUCCCGCCAAACCUUUUCCAGCCCUACAUAGAAGAAAUCUGUGACAGCCUCCGAGGAAAAACUUUCCAGGAAUUUCUGGAGAGUGAUAAGUUUACUCGGUUUUGUCAGUGGAAGAACGUAGAACUGAAUAUUCACCUGACCAUGAAUGACUUCAGUGUGCAUCGGAUCAUCGGCCGGGGAGGCUUUGGGGAAGUUUAUGGCUGCCGAAAAGCAGACACGGGAAAAAUGUAUGCGAUGAAGUGUUUAGACAAGAAGAGGAUAAAGAUGAAGCAAGGAGAAACGUUGGCCCUGAACGAAAGAAUCAUGCUAUCCCUCGUCAGCACUGGCGACUGUCCUUUCAUCGUGUGCAUGACUUACGCUUUCCACACCCCCGACAAGCUGUGCUUCAUUCUGGACUUGAUGAAUGGUGGGGAUCUGCACUACCACCUCUCCCAGCAUGGGGUGUUUUCGGAGCAGGAGAUGCGCUUUUAUGCCGCUGAGAUCAUCCUGGGCCUGGAGCACAUGCACAACCGCUUUGUGGUCUACAGAGACUUGAAGCCAGCAAAUAUCCUCCUGGAUGAACAUGGCCAUGUAAGGAUAUCGGACCUGGGCCUGGCUUGUGAUUUCUCCAAGAAAAAGCCUCAUGCCAGUGUGGGUACCCACGGGUACAUGGCCCCCGAGGUGCUACAGAAGGGGACGGCGUACGACAGCAGUGCCGACUGGUUCUCCUUGGGCUGCAUGCUGUUCAAGCUCCUCCGAGGGCACAGCCCUUUCAGACAGCACAAAACCAAAGACAAGCAUGAGAUCGACCGCAUGACGCUGACCGUGAAUGUGGAACUGCCGGACUCGUUUUCCCCUGAGCUGAAAUCCCUUCUGGAAGGACUCCUGCAGCGAGACGUCGGCAAGAGGCUGGGCUGCCAGGGGGGCAGUGCACAAGAAGUGAAGCAGCACCUUUUCUACAAAGGGAUUGACUGGCAGCAUGUCUACCUGCAAAAGUACACGCCGCCCUUGAUUCCUCCCCGAGGAGAAGUGAACGCUGCCGACGCUUUUGACAUUGGCUCCUUCGACGAAGAAGACACGAAAGGCAUCAAGUUGCUGGAUAGUGACCAAGAACUGUACAAGAACUUCCCCCUGGUCAUCUCGGAGCGCUGGCAGCAGGAAGUGGCGGAGACGGUUUUCGACGCCGUGAACGCCGACAUGGACAAGAUCGAAGCCCGGAAGCGAGCCAAGAACAAGCAGCUGGGGCACGAGGAAGAUUACGCCCUGGGGAAGGACUGCAUCAUGCACGGCUACAUGCUGAAGCUGGGGAACCCCUUCUUGACGCAGUGGCAACGGCGCUAUUUUUACCUCUUCCCAAACCGGCUGGAGUGGCGAGGAGAAGGAGAGUCGCGGCAAAACCUGCUGACAAUGGAGCAGAUUGUCUCGGUGGAGGAGGCCCACGUCAAGGACAAGAAGUGCAUCUUGCUCAGGAUUAAAGGAGGGAAGCAGUUUGUGCUCCAGUGUGAGAGCGACCCUGAGCUUGUACAGUGGAAGAAAGAGCUGACCGACGCCUUCACGGAAGCCCAGAGGCUGCUGCGGCGAGCGCCAAAGUUCCUGAACAAAUCUCGUUCCACGGUGGUGGAGCUCUCUAAGCCGCCCCUGAGCCACAGGAAUAGCAAUGGGAUUUAGGA
Molecule: messenger RNA, 2077 nt
Organism: Euleptes europaea (tarantolino)
Lineage: Eukaryota; Metazoa; Chordata; Lepidosauria; Squamata; Sphaerodactylidae
Gene: GRK3
Product: G protein-coupled receptor kinase 3
Exons: 21
Coding region: 9-2075 (688 amino acids)
Biological process (GO): G protein-coupled receptor signaling pathway; regulation of signal transduction; protein phosphorylation
Molecular function (GO): ATP binding; G protein-coupled receptor binding; G protein-coupled receptor kinase activity
Source: RefSeq, a predicted model, not a curated record